Messenger RNA from Scheffersomyces coipomensis, 1998 nucleotides. RefSeq names its product Abp2p (gene ABP2). Gene Ontology annotation, biological process: actin cytoskeleton organization. The record is from RefSeq and is a predicted model, not a curated record. Bases 1 to 1998 code for a protein of 665 amino acids. Gene Ontology annotation, molecular function: actin filament binding. NCBI's taxonomy places the organism in Eukaryota, Fungi, Ascomycota, Pichiomycetes, Serinales, Debaryomycetaceae. Gene Ontology annotation, cellular component: cell projection; plasma membrane; cortical actin cytoskeleton. The transcript has a single exon.
AUGUCCUUAAAGUUCACCAAAUCUAAUACUGAUAAUGAACCAUGGGUUCAAGUUCAACAAAAAGCCAUGAUAAAAUGGAUGAAUAAUACCAUCCAGGAUUAUGAUCAACUAGAACUUCCGUCCGUGACUUCCUGUCCAACUCAAAUAUCAAACUUGAAACAAGAUCUUCAAUCAGGUUUAGUUGUGAUAAAAUUAAUUAAUCGAUUAGUUUUUGAUUACCAUAAAGUACAAGCCAUAGCUAAGUCUAAAGGGAACACAACUACAAAUUAUCAUUAUGAUAAACUAUAUUACAUAACUCCAAUAUACUCCAAUCCUAAGUUUAAAUUACAAAAGAUUGAGAAUUUAAAUGAUGUGUUAAAAUUCUUAAGAUUGAUUUUAAAACUAAAUACUUCUAACAUAAGUUCCGAUAAUAUCUUCGAUGGAGAUUUAAAACUAACACUUGGAUUGAUAUGGUCAUUGUACUUGUUUAACAUGUCCAGUAAAUUCAUGACUUCAACUGAUACUUCCUCAUUCUUUCAAAUCAAACAAAUCAUAUUCAACUGGUUAAACCCAAUCGUUCCAAUUGCAAACUUUCAUAAAGAUUGGAUUCAACCUGUUCCUAUAUUUAUGUUAAUUUUCAACCAUUAUAGUAUAACAUUACCUCCAUCCAGUGAUUUAACAAACAUUAUUUCAUUUAUGCUUGAUGAUUUACACAUCCCAAUCCUCAUAGAUGUUGAUGAUUUCCCAGUGGAUGGUUCAAGUCCAGAUGAGAAAUGUAUCGUUACGCUUUGUGUUGAAUUAUAUAAAUAUUUUGAAGUCGAUAAAAAUAGAGGAAAUAUUCAUUCCUCUAUAUUUGAAGAAGAUGAAGUUGUCGAUGAUGGUGACUUUAAUGAAUUGGUUGAAUUCAUAACUUACUCGAAUAAGCUCAAAAAUAAAUUUGAGACAAAAUCAUUAAGAUUCAUCAAUAGGAUAAACUCCACCCUAAAUGAAUUAACCGAUAAUCACGAAACCUUUAAUCAAAUGGUGUCUACCAUUGAUAAUGAUUUAAAGAAUACAAUUGAUUUGUUAUUCGAAACCAUCAACCAAAAGGACGCUUAUUCCACUCCUUUCAUAAAUCAAUGUUUGAACAAUUUUAAUCAAUUAAGUUUCAAAUUUGCAACCAUAACUAAAAUCCUUGAUUCAUUUAUUACAAUACGUCACAACAAUAAUGAAUUGGUAAAUGAUGAUUACAAUGAAAUAAAACAGUUACUAAUUGAUUUGAAUAGUCGCUUAACUUCAAUUGAUUUGAUUUAUUAUCCAAAUAUAAAAUCAUUAAACAUUGAUAAUCUAAACUUAAAGAUUCAAAAUUUGAGCCAGAUAAAUCAAAAUUAUUCAUUGAUACUAUCGCAAUUAUACCAAACCAUACAUCAGAAUGAACGAUUAAAUGAAUUGAUACUGCAAAAGGCUUCAUUAAAUAAAGUGGGUCAUAAAACGUUGUCCAUGGAAUGUGUUAGCAUCAUGGAAGAUAUCCAAUCUUUUGUGAACAAAACUGAUUCUGGUUAUGAACAAUCAUCCUCGUUAACUAUAAAUGUCGACUCCACGAUCACCAGCAUUACAACUAUCGCUAGCAGUAGAGUUUCAAAAUCAAAAUUGGCUGCAUUUAAAUCAAAGUUGAGAGUUGGCAAUAAUGAUAAUUUGACUCAUUUCCAAUUAAUCAAAUUACUCAAAUCAACUUCAUCAUUGAACCUCGAUCAAACUAAUAUAGAUAAGUUAAUCAAAUUGAUUCCUUUGAAAUCGAUCAUUAUCAGCUCUCAUUCAUUCUCAAGCACUUUAUCAAAUGGCACUCUAAGUACUGAUGAUGAUUACGAUGAAGAUGACGAUGAAGAGGAAGAAGAUAUUGUUGAUCGUAAGAAGAAUAAGAAAAGUUUAAUUUUUGAUGAAUUACAACAGAAAUUGGAUUCUGAAUUGUCAGGUACUAGGAAUAAAGUUUAUGAUGUUAAUGAAUUCUUGCAUAAACUUGAGAAUGGAUUCAAACUAUGA